Lottia gigantea (owl limpet) is the source of this 1257-nucleotide messenger RNA. RefSeq lists its product as hypothetical. The transcript has 9 exons. Gene Ontology annotation, cellular component: endoplasmic reticulum membrane. Bases 1 to 1257 code for a protein of 418 amino acids. Gene Ontology annotation, biological process: protein secretion. The record is from RefSeq and is a predicted model, not a curated record. Gene Ontology annotation, molecular function: GTPase activator activity; guanyl-nucleotide exchange factor activity; protein binding. Lineage: Eukaryota; Metazoa; Mollusca; Gastropoda; Lottiidae.
AUGGCGUCCAGGAAAGGACUUUCUUUAGCGAAAACAGAUUUUCCCUUAUAUUGUGUCAGAUCUUUGGGGGAUAGACACUUUUUAAUCGCGGGUGGAGGUGGUCAAGCUAAAACAGGAAUCCCCAAUGCAAUUGAAAUUUAUGAGUUAAAACUAAUAGAUGGUAGGAUAUCAGCAGUUAGUGUUGGUCGACAUGAUACUGGUACACAAGCUGUAAUGAACUGUACAUCGUUUUACGAUGGAAGAAAUCAUCAACUGGCUGUUGGUCAAGAUGAAAUGUGUUGUUUAUAUAGUUUAAAAUAUUCAGUGAUACCAGUCAGUAAAAAACAUACAGAGGAGAACUCUACAAAGAACAGAAAAAAAGAAGCAGACACAAAGAAGAAAGAGAAUGAGGAAAAGACAGACAACAAAAAAGCUGAAACUAAACAAAUCAAAUUUGAUGUCACUGAAAUCAAAAGUAUACCUACUGACUUUGACAAAGAAGGAGGUUUUCAAAAAGUUGUGCGAUUCAGCCCAAAUCAUAAAUUUUUUGCCACUGGUGGUGUAGAUGGUCAUCUUAGAGUAUGGAAGUACCCCGACUGUGAUAAAAUAUUUGAUAUAAAAGCUCAUGACAGUGAUAUAGAUGAUAUAGAUAUUUCUCCUGCUGGUGACAGGAUAGCUACAGUUUCCCGUGAUCACACUGGCUGUGUAUGGAAAAGUGAUAAUGGUGAAGAAGUUAUAGGUUUAGUUAAUUCUAAUUUAAAAGGUUAUAGAUAUAGAUGUUGUAGAUAUGGGUUGGUCGAGGGUAAACAAGAUAAAUGUAAUUUAUAUACAAUAAGCAUUCCUAUAACCAGAUCUUCUAAACCUUUACCAUGUUAUAUUACAACGUUUGAUCAUAAAAAAUAUUCAAUUAGAAAACAAGCUAAAGCUGGUACAGAGGUAUUAUCAUCUUUAGCUGUUAGUGAAGAUGGUAUAUAUUUAGGUGUAGGUACAUUAUCUGGUAGUGUAGCUGUAUAUAUCUCCUUUAGUUUGCAAAAAUUAUAUUAUGUUAAAGCUGCUCAUGGUAUAUUUGUAACUGGGGUAGAAUUUAUGUCCAAUUCUGAAAGUUGUCAAGCUAUAACUGGAGAUAAAGACUUUACGUUGUUAAGUAUAUCUGCUGAUAAUACUGUAAAAUUACAUCAAGUUAAUCCUAGAGGGUCUAUCAGUGCCUUAUGGAUUAUAAUAGGUUUUGUUAUAUUAGUCUAUUUCUUAUUUUGGUUACUAGCUGAACUUGGUGUAUGA